This is a messenger RNA of Pseudo-nitzschia multistriata, 2160 nucleotides long. The record is from the annotation of a GenBank genome assembly. Lineage: Eukaryota; Bacillariophyta; Bacillariophyceae; Bacillariales; Bacillariaceae.
CAGAAAACAAGGUCGUUUUUGGUCCUGCUCUUCUGUUGUACUUUGCUACUUGCGGGAACGUCAUCCACGUGGACUGGAGUGGAAGCCGUGGCAGACUCGACAAAACCUGCAUUUGGAAUCUCCCGCAGAACGACAGCCCUAGAAAAAAGACGAAGAAUGUCGACUCGGUCGGGAGCCCGCUACAGAGGAGGAGAUAGUGGUGGAUCUGCAUCCGAUGCAGGUAACAGUGACAGUACACCCAAUGCCGAAUCAGCACCAAUCAGCAUCAAUGAUGCCGGCAAUUCAAGUCCAUCACCAGCGGCUGAAGCGCAAACUGCCGCGCCAGCUCCCACCAACGAUGCCGUUGCACCAGCGAAGAAAUCCUUUUCCUUUCGAGAGGCUCGAGAAACCUUGUUUCCGAUUUAUGGAAAGGACGAGGUUCAUAAAUUUCUGUUGAUUGGUUCCAUCAAAUUCUUUAUCAUCAUGGCAUUGACACUCACAAGAGAUACCAAGGAUACCCUGGUGGUUACACAAUGCGGCGCAGAAGCCAUUGCUUUUCUGAAGGUGAGGAAUAAUUGUUUUUUGAUUUCAAGCUUGCAGGUUUCUUCAAUUUUGCUACACCRUGUAUGUGCUUAUCACAGUGCUUCCCUUAUAAAUUUCAAUGUAUUAUAUUCGAUACAAAUCGCAGAUAUACGGAGUCCUCCCUGCUGCGACGGCAUUUAUCGCUCUUUAUUCCAAAAUGUCCGAUGUGUUGAGCAAGAAAACAUUGUUUUAUAGUACCUGCAUUCCCUUCUUCAUUUUCUUCGCUCUCUUCGAUGCGGUUAUUUAUCCCAAUGCCGAUCGUUUGCAUCCUUCCUUAGCCUCGGUGGAGUCUUUCCUGGGAAUUGCCAAUGGAAGUGAAGGUGGGUUAAGCAUUUUAGCCAGCAUUGUGGCGCACUGGACAUCGGCUUUGUUCUAUGUUAUGGCAGAGAUUUACUCUUCUGUAUCGGUGGGCCUUUUGUUUUGGCAAUUUGCCAACGACGUGGUAUCCGUCGAUCAGGCAAAGAGAUUCUAUCCAUUGUUUGCACAGAUGAGUGGACUCGCACCAGUUCUUGCGGGUCAAUACGCAGUGCACUUUGCCAGCCGGGCAGACACGUUUGCCACCUCCCUGCAUCGGCUAACGGYGGCAAUAUCCUUUGCGGGAUGCAUGAUCUGUUUCUUCUACAACGCCAGUACCAAAUUCAUUGAGAAAAAGGAAGGGGUGAAAUUGGUUUCUAGCAGUAGCGAUGGUGCCCCAGCACCCACCAAGAAGAAAAAGCCAAAGAUGUCGAUGGUYGAAUCAAUCAAGUUUUUGGCAUCRUCUCAGUAYUUGAGACUGAUUGCAUCCCUCGUCCUCGGAUACGGACUGAGCAUCAACUUUACCGAGGUCAUGUGGAAGUCCCUUGUGAAAAAGAAGUAUCCAAAUCCAUUGGAUUAUCAACGAUUCAUGGGCAACUUCUCGUCGGCGGUGGGUGCCAGUACGUGCGUCGUCAUCUUGUUUGGAGUCCACGUGAUCCGCAUCCUUGGCUGGAAGGUUGGGGCAAUGGCAACCCCCGCUAUUAUGGCCGUUCUAGCUGCGCCAUUCUUUGCCUGUAUCCUGAUGGGAUUGGACAGCCCAGCAAGAUUGCACRUGGCSGUUAUUUUGGGAACCGUUCAAUCCCUUUUGAGCAAAACAUCGAAGUAYGCUCUUUUCGAUCCAACUACGCAGAUGUCGUACAUUCCACUGGAUCAAGACUCAAAGGUYAAGGGCAAGGCCGCCAUCGAUGUACUGGGAUCUCGUAUCGGCAAGAGCGGUGGAUCUUUCAUCCAACAAAUGUAAGUGCUUUUUAUUUUUGAUUUGUAGGAACKUUUUGUAUGGUGAGUCGAUGCCAUGCUGUUUCGGCUCUCAACAUUCUCAUUGUUUUGGAAUUUAAAUCAUUAUUUGUCCCAUUCAAAUCUUUGCCGUACAGCCUCGUGCUUUCCUUCGGCAACAUCAUCAAUGCUGCACCCRUCGUGGCUGCCAUUUUCUACACCAUAUUAUUUGCCUGGUUGUCCUCGGCGAGCAAACUCAGCACCCUAUUCGUGGCACAAACAGAAAUGGACAAGGCCGAAAAGGCGAAGAAAGAAUAAACCUUUACUAUACUACGGUAAACASCUUGGAUUUAAGAAAACCACAUCCAUAUG